AUGGGUUUAGAUAAUCUUGUUGUCCCGUCUUACGCUGAAAUAUUUUUUGCCAUCUUUGUGGUCGAGAUCAUUAUAGGAACUUUCACCAAUGCCUUCAUUAUACUGGUCAACCUCCGAGAUAGGCUGAAAGGUCAAGUCCUGAACUCCAGUGAUCGACUGGUGGUUUCUCUCGCCCUUUCGAACACUUGCUUCGUGUUUGCGAACGCUGCCAGUGUUGUAUCCUACAUAUAUUUUACAGGGGUUGUGUUUCUGGAUUAUGUUUUUUAUACCUUGUAUUAUGUGAUUAUGUAUACCCUAUUCUCUAGUUCUUGGCUGUCUUCCUGGCUGUGCUUGUUUUUUUUCUUGAAGAUAAUUACUUUCAAAGGAGGCUUCUUCGGGUGGAUGAAGGUGAAGGUUGAAUCGUUGGUUCCUUGGCUGAUAUUCUCAUCUCAGGUUAUAUCCUUCAUUAGCUCUCUUCCUUUUAUUUGGACAACUACAAAGGUGUUUUCAUCAAAUGUCACAUCUUUAGAUCUUGGGGCCAACCAGACUUUCAAGGUUAUUGGAUAUAAAGUUAAUGACUCUUAUACCUUUUUUUCAUUAAUAGUCAACUGUUUUCUACCAUUUUUAAUUGUCAUGGGCACCACCGGUCGCAUCAUCGCUUCGCUCUCUUUGCACGCCCAGCACAUGAAGCAAAACAUGGAGGAUUCUCGUGGCGCAAGCCUGAAGGUCCAUCGAACGGCUGCCAGAACAAUGUCAUCUCUUCUUGUGAUUUAUUUAAUUUUCUAUGUGGUGGAGAUAGCUCUGGGGUUCCUUCCAAUGGACAGCCCAAUGUACUGGAUUUGUUUUGCGCUCAUUUUAGUUUUUCCUAACCUCCAAUCCAUCAUACUUAUCACAGGGAACUCCAAGUUGAGGAAGGUUUGGUCAGACUUGAUGAACUGCAAAAAGAAACAUUAACAAGGGGCUGUUCAAACCAACAUUUUUAAAUAUUCGAUAAUCAAUUUAGAU
Rana temporaria (common frog) is the source of this 984-nucleotide messenger RNA. Its product is annotated as taste receptor type 2 member 40-like. Gene Ontology annotation, molecular function: bitter taste receptor activity; G protein-coupled receptor activity. Gene Ontology annotation, cellular component: membrane. Bases 1 to 933 code for a protein of 310 amino acids. Lineage: Eukaryota; Metazoa; Chordata; Amphibia; Anura; Ranidae. The transcript has a single exon. The record is from RefSeq and is a predicted model, not a curated record. Gene Ontology annotation, biological process: detection of chemical stimulus involved in sensory perception of bitter taste; sensory perception of taste; G protein-coupled receptor signaling pathway.